GUAUAUCGAACAUUACAGUACCAGCAGUGAUUGAAAACAUACUCUUUACGACUAGGGAAUCGUAGCUGCAAUGGCUGCCGCCGCAAUGUUAUUCAUUGUGGUGCUGUCAUCGUUCAGUUACCUGGGCUGGGCGGCGCGAGCGCCAGGAGACGAGCGUCCAAACUUCGUCAUCUACUUGCCAGACGAAACAAGAGCGGAGAGCAUCGGCGUCUAUGGUCAUCCAUUUGUUCGCACGCCAAAUUUGGAUGCACUGGCCGCUAACGGAACGGUGUUCAAGGAAGCCCAUGUUCUGCACACACAGUGUGCACCGAGUCGUUGUGCUAUGAUCACUGGUCGGUAUAUGCACGUACUGGGACAUCGUACACAGACACAUCUGGUGAGAGAGUAUGAACCAAACUUCUUCCGCUAUCUGAAGGAUGCUGGCUAUUACGUGUCAUGGCAUGGCAAGAAUGAUAUGUUCUCACAAGCAGCAUUUCCACUCUCCGUCUCAAACUGGACGUCGAAAACAGGUGUGCCAAUGGGGAAAUCCCCCUUCAAAUUCGGUGAUGUUGGAUACUACAGCUUUCUGUCUGGAAAAUCAGACAAGUUUGGAAAUGACAGCAGUUCUGGAGAUUACCAGGAUAUCUUGAAGGCCCUGGACUUCAUGAGAAACAACCCACCGGAGCCCUUUGUCGUGUUCCUGCCAACGAAAGGCUCUCACCCGCCGUACGGUGCACCCCUGGACUACUUUGACAUGUAUUCUCCAGACCAGGUGGCCAAGCUAGCACCACUACGUCCUCCCAAUCUACCCAAUAAGCCAAAGUAUCAUGACGGCAUUAUCACGUUUCGCGACAUGGAGACGCUGAAUCAGACAGUCUUCAACAAAAUCAACGCGGUAUAUUUAGGCCGUGUCAGCUACGUUGACUGGAUACUCGGAGAACUAGUGAAAGGAAUUGAUGCACUGCCCGACAUAGCCAAGAACACUGCCAUCUUUGUGACGUCUGAUCAUGGAGACUUCAGUGGUGACUAUCAUCUUGUGGAGAAAUGGCCAGGUGGAAUGGAUGACAUCCUAACACGUGUGCCUCUCAUCGGUCGGAUUCCCGGCGGUGUGAAGGGACAUGUGGUGGAGGCUCCAGUCAAUGUCUUCGAUCUCUUCUACACGCUAACUGUGAUGGCUAAGGUGAACGUAUCUCACAUCCACUUUGCUAAAAGUCUUCUACCCGAGUUGAUGGGUGAUGCUGGUGAUAUGAAUCGCACAGUCUACAGUGAAGGUGGAUAUCAAUACUUCAGAGAAUUUGAAGCAAAUGAUCCGGAACAACGGCAUGCAUAUGCCAACAAGGACAACUUGUAUUACCCACGCGGUCAAGAAGAGAUCAAGGAAGGCUGUCCCAGGGCCAUCAUGGCCAAGACAGCCACUCACAAACUGGUCUAUAGACCUGAAGGCGUCAGUGAACUGUACGACUUGGCAACGGACAAACGAGAGCUCAACAAUGUCUACAGUGAUCCGAAUUAUCAAACUGUACGUAAGGCAAUGCUGACUGAUCUCCUUAAGUUCAUGGUUCGAACUGCCGAUGUCACACCUGUGCUGGAAGACCCCAGAGGACUACCAAAACCACCUCAUGGCAAAAGAUAGACUUGCCAUUCAACUGCUACACCGUGAUAUGUGUGCCUGAUUCUAGUGUUAAAGUUUCUGUUUUAAAUAUAUUCCCAUUUUCUAGUUCUUGUUUUACGGAUACAUGACUUGCUAGAUAAACAACCAUUUGCUUUAAGAGGACUGUGUAGCACGUAAAUGGAAGAAAACAACUGUUUCUGCAGAAUUUCAACUUGAAUAUGUCAUUGCAGAAUAUUCUUGAAAAAUAAACAAGAAUUAGAUGUAGGGUAA
Sycon ciliatum is the source of this 1861-nucleotide messenger RNA. RefSeq lists its product as uncharacterized. The coding region runs from base 71 to 1612 and encodes 513 amino acids. The record is from RefSeq and is a predicted model, not a curated record. Gene Ontology annotation, cellular component: cytoplasm. NCBI's taxonomy places the organism in Eukaryota, Metazoa, Porifera, Calcarea, Leucosolenida, Sycettidae. The transcript is spliced from 7 exons. Gene Ontology annotation, molecular function: iduronate-2-sulfatase activity.